AUGUCCAGUUCAUCGAAGAUGCUUGGAAGCCAGUGGGUAAAUGCCGGACAGCAGCCAACGGAAGACGGCGAGCAUGAGAGACUGUUUGUGCCAAAUGGAGCCAGAACAAUAGAGGUUGAUGAUGAACAACCCCAAGUGAAUGCAACUCACUCGACGAUUUUCUGGUGGAUUAAGGUUUUAUCUGGAUGCCUCCUCCUGAUGAUCUCAUGCGUCGCCCUCUGGAUGUGGGGGGUUCCAUUCAUCGUUCAGCAGGUGCAACCUCCUGGGAUGAUUUUCUCCCGCACAUUCUUCUCUGCUUGGCAAGCUCAUUGGGUCCAAAAUUUCACGCUGUCUUUCUUUCCUGGUUUUUUUUUCUGAUUUGUUUUUGUUUAUUGCGCGCAGAUCAUUUUCCCAAUCAUGAAAUGGGAAGCCACCUCCUUCGGUCGGCCUGCGCUCGCUUUCAUACUCGUCGGCUCCCUGGCCCUGUUCCCUGUGAUCCUGGUUCCCUCCGGCCCCUCAAUGUGGCUUGCGGGAAUGAUCUUCGGGUACGGCCUCGGCUUUGUCAUAAUCAUGGUCGGAACCACCAUCGGCAUGGUCGUACCCUUCCUCAUUGGGCUACUAUUCCGCGACCACAUUCACGUAGGCCCCACCCCCAAUCUCCCUCCUUUCCAGAGCUCAUCAUCUUGCUCGCCUUCUGUGCCUGUGAUUGUGUCCAAUCCAUCCUCGUAAACUCGCUCGCAGGCACGGCUGAAGCGAUGGCCAAAGUACGCCGCCGUGAUUCGGCUGGUGGGGGAGGGCGGCUGGUUCCAUCAGUUCCGGGUGGUCGCCAUCUUCAGGGUCUCCCCGUUCCCCUACACCAUCUUCAACUACGCCGUGGCGGUCUCGAACCUGGGGUUCGGACCCUAUUUCUGCGGGUCUAUAGCCGGCAUGGUCCCCGAGGCAUUCCUCUACAUAUACAGGUGGGGCUCGAUCAACUCUCCCCUGCUGCUGCGUACGCAUCUCCAUUGUACUCCAUCUUCUCAAUCCUUCAUCUCCUCGGUGCAGCGGCCGGCUGAUGAGGACCUUGGUCGACGCGAAGUACGGCAACUACAGCAUGACGACGGUGGAGAUCGUCUCCAACGUCAUAUCCUUUGUGGUCGCGGUGGUGACGACGGUGGCAUUCACCGUCUACGCGAAGAGAGCUCUGGACGCCCUCGAGAAGGCGGAUGAAGCCACCGGCGACGGCGGCGGCGGUGAUGGUGCCGUCGUCGUGGAGAUGGAGAAGCUCCCGGUGGAGAGACCAAAGAGGAGAGAUCAUCGCGACGUGUAG
Spirodela intermedia is the source of this 1288-nucleotide messenger RNA. The record is from the annotation of a GenBank genome assembly. NCBI's taxonomy places the organism in Eukaryota, Viridiplantae, Streptophyta, Magnoliopsida, Alismatales, Araceae.